Messenger RNA from Daphnia carinata, 8813 nucleotides. Its product is annotated as neurobeachin-like protein 1. Lineage: Eukaryota; Metazoa; Arthropoda; Branchiopoda; Diplostraca; Daphniidae. The record is from RefSeq and is a predicted model, not a curated record. Gene Ontology annotation, cellular component: cytosol; membrane. The transcript has 44 exons. The coding region runs from base 493 to 8466 and encodes 2657 amino acids. Gene Ontology annotation, biological process: intracellular protein localization. Gene Ontology annotation, molecular function: protein kinase binding.
AUUUCAAUGUAUUUUUUUUUUUAGUAGUCUCUCAAACUCUCAAUGUCACGGAUGUCAGAAACGCAUCUUUGUCGCAAUAAAUUUACAGCUUGACGAGCUUUAAUUUGCCGGUGAUCACGUUGACUUUGAUUCGUAUAUCCUCAAAGCUUUAUGGCAGAUCCAAAAUUUGAAGAGCUUCUUGGAGAAUUUAUUCACCUGUGGGAGAGCCAGUUGGAAAUCAACUGGGAUGUCAAAAAUGAAUUUGUAUCAAUGUCUGAUGAAGGACCACAUCUGUCUUUGCUACCUGAUGAAUUCCUUCCUUCCUUGGACCGAUAACUCUUUCAAUUAAAGGCACAGAUUGAAAAUGAUGUGAGUGGGAAAGAUAUAGAAACAUUCAUUAGAGUUGUGAAAGCUCUUGUGAUUGUCAGCAGAAAUCUGGACAACAUUCCAUUUAUUGCGUCAUGCCAAUUGAUUCCAUCAUGCAUUUCAAUUUCAUCCAAUAUUUUGACCUGCAUGGAAAAUGGCAGGGAAUUAGGAAAGGAUGAAGUGACCUCGGUCGUGUUAGUGUGCCUUUUUCUAGAAGCUCUUUAUGAUCCAUACUUUAGCUACAGAAAGUCUAUAGUCAAUCAAACAGUUGAUAUAUCUAAAAUCAAGUAUCAACCUGCACUACUUCAAGCUGAAGUCAUCCCUUUUAUCUAUGAUUGUUUUCAGCAUUUGAAUGCCACCUCUAUUCCAGUAAUUGCCUACAGUUUAUUGCAUCUUUUUGGAGGCAUCAUCAAAGGAGCCCAGCAUAAUGCAGCCAAGGCCAUAGCUCCGGCGACAGUGCAGCUUCUGCAAAAAGCUUUUCUUAAUUCAAAUGACAAUCUUCAAUUAGCCAGUGCGGUUUUACACUGUGAAACUACUGUAGUGCAUACAUUGAUGAACAUGCGACCUGAUCAGUGUCAAAUUGAGGUGGGCGAAGUGAUGGAAAUAUACCAAAACACUGUAGCAUUGCUAGCCAGUCAAGAACCUGAGUUACUAAUUCAAAUAUCAACGAACCGGACGCCAAUCCUUUGUCUCGCCGUGAAGUCAAUAGCUCAAUUUUUGCGACAUCGGCGUCGAGAAUCACUCCAAGUUUUAUUAGUGCGAACAGGAGUAGUCGACUUUUUAAUAAUGCUCCUUUUUGAUGCCAAAUUAUGUCCGGAAGACAAACGAGUGUUGGUCGUUUCAAUUGUCAAGGCUUUAACCGCUGUUUUACAAGAUAACAAGCAAGCCCAGGAAAUGCUACUGAGUAGCGGAGGUUAUCAAAAACUGUUUGAAGCGAUUAAAUCGCUUGGACAACCUACGCGCCUGAUGAUGGAUAGCUUAAUUGCCAUGGCGAUUGGGCGCGACGAUGAAAAUGGUGAGGAGCAUGAAUCGAUGGUUCGCAACGUGGAGCCUAUUGCGUAUUUAGUUGAUUGGCUUCCGGAAAUCACUGAUCAUGAACUUCAGUUCGAAACAGCUUCGGCCAUCAAUAAACUCUGCUCUUCAUCACUUCAGAGCAAAGCUAUUUGUUGUCAACGUGGACUACUUCGUCAUGUGAUCUCAGUUCUGGAAUUUCAUUCGAAACUUAACAUUCGCAGCGUCAAACAAAUGUUGCGAUUAAUCCAAAGCCUAGGUUCCCAUUCAAUCACCGCAUCCGAAUUGAAAUUGAUUUUGCGGCUUAUGAGAGAUACGAACGGUGAAGAGUUUCCAUAUUCUUCGUACAUACUUCAUUGCUUAUCAUCUAUGGCAAAGAAAGAUGCUGCUUGUCAAGAAUGCCAUUAUUACUUUGAUAUUCAGUACGAAACAGAGGGCAUUAUGGUUACUGAUAUCGCGCAAUGGCAAAAUUCUGGUUACGCACUUUCCAUAUGCACGUGGCUACGUUUGGAUGCACUGGAAAAUCCGUCUUCCAUAGCCAGCAAUUAUAGACGGCAGCUCUUUAACUUGUCGUCGAAUAAAGGACACGGUUUCGAAGCUUUUUUCCUUUCGGAUGGCACUUUGGUAGUAGGUGUCACAUGGAAAAAGGAAUAUACAACAGCCAUGGUUCACAGCGUAAUUUUAAAUGAUCAUCAGUGGCAUAGCGUUUGUAUUUCAUUUAUUCCAUCCAGACGGAUUUUUGGUCAAAGUCACCUUUCGGUUUUUGUGGACGGCACAUUGCGGUUGACGGUGAAUGUCCGAAUCCCUCCAGUUAGCGAGACUUUUUCCUCUUUCACCAUUGGUGCCCCUGUCAUUUUAGAUCAAGACAGUUCGAAUAAGCAAGAAAGCAAUAGCGUUCACAGUCUUCCAAGGAAAAAGAGUGACGUCCGCUCGCCGGGAUUGUCGUCUCACAUUCCCAAUUAUUUUUCCCUACCCAUAGCGCUUUCCUCGCUUAAGUCGUCUGCCAACGAACAACAAACCGAUCCUGAAGUCCGCGUGAUUCCCCAGGGCAGUCAAGAUUCCAUCUGGGGCAAGUCUACGUGUUUGCAUGGCCAGAUUGGACUCUUUGCCGUACUACAGGAUUCCUUGAACCCGCAAAAUGUUCGAACUUUCCACGAAGCUGGAGCCAACAAUAUGUCAACAUGGAGUUCCGAAGACCCAAAUCUCGACGUCGCUGAAUUCUAUUCAAAGGUGGCGAUAUGCCUUUCAGCCAGAGCUUACCACAACUCGUUUUGCAUGGAUCUUUCGUCUACCCACCAAUUUAGUGGUAUCACUAAAGCUCCAGUCUGUUCUGCGUGGGAUGUUAAGGAGGUCUUGAGUUGCAUUGGGGGUGUUCAAGCUCUUUUCCCAAUUCUUGAUACUGUCGUACGAAACGAAUAUGCCAACACGCUUCUAACUGGCCCACUGUUGAGUCCCGAUUCCGAAAAACCUGAAGUGGAUGGAUGGGAAGUUCUUCCUUCUUCAUCUUAUGCAGAUUGGAAGCUUGAGCAAAAUCCAGUUUCUGGGUUUCUGUCGUUACUACGGAAUGUCCUGCAUCAUCAUUCAACAAACACGGACCAGCUCGUGAGAGGAGCUAACAUAGCAAUAAUUGGAAGCCUGAUGCAAAAGGUUCAACCGUCUUUAAUUGACGUCCAAGUCCUUAUGGCUGUCCAGCUACUAGUCGAGUUCGCUAGAGAUGCGCAAGACCCUUCAUUCCUUCAAAGUCUUUACCAGCAUAUUCUCUUCGAUAUGAGAAUUUGGGGAAGAUCCCAAUUCCACGUCCGGAUCGGGCACGUCCAAUAUUUAUCGAAUCUAAUACAUGAAGAUCGGCUCUCGUUUCGAAAAAAAUACGGCCCCCAAUACCUGAUUGAUGUAAUCAAACAACAUUAUCAAAACGGAGAUCAGUUAGAUUUGAGCAUCGAUGACAGGAAGACAAUGCGCCAAGCAUUGUUGGGCAUCUUGAAGAUGUACAUUAACAAGGAGAUCACCGCCAAUGAUAUUUCGGCCAUAACCGGUUUUUUGUGGUCCGUCCGUGACAACGAAAUGAUCACUGAGAUGUUAGAUGUCCUCUUAACUUACGUUGAAAACAAGAACACGAAGGAUCAAUUUUACUUGCUUCUCCUGGAACCCCGUUGUGCCGAAAUACUUUACGCUCUAUUGCUGGAGAAGAUUUUUUCUGUUGAACUUCGGGAGAAAGUACUGAAGUUGUUGAUCAAUAUUCUUAAGACCGAUCGAGCUUAUGAGAAGAGUAAGCUACGUCUUCACCUACACGAUGUAGGAUUCCAAGGACUACUUAUGCUUAUGCAAGGACAACCAUCGAGUUUGGAAAUGACGCAUUUAUUGACUGACAUUAUUCUAUCAAGAGAUCAUCCGAAUAGCUACACUGGAACUAUGGCACUAGCCUUUUCACUUGCUGAAGAAAACCUGGAAAUCAAAUUGGAGUUUAGUAAAAGGCUUUUGGGCUUUAUGCUUUCACGACCCAAUGCUCCAUCCACGUUCGUCAAACAAACAAGUUGGCAAGAGUGUAUUGCUCGGUUGUUAAUUCGGAAACCGAUCGCAGCCGCUACUAACACAGGAAUAAAACCCAUGGUACCAGAUUUGAUUGACCUGGAUGAGGAAGCGGCCACGUACCGCUCAAUAUCGACUCCAGUUACAGCAACCACACCAUUAUCGCCGUCUAAAGCAUGGCCAACCACGCCAUCCAUGCGAGACUCUAGUGGACUGAACCUUGGUUUAAGUGCAACAUUGGAACAAGAUAUCAAAGAUGUCGCAGAAAGCGUUAGCAAUCUAGUAGCUGGUGCAGUAACUGGUAAUCUCAAUAACAUCGCCAUCGCAACUGGAAACUUACAAAAUGCUGCUGAAGUACUUACGGACAAUCUGCAUAAUGUAGCGGGUAAUUUACAUACCAACAUUCAUAGUGCGGUAAACAGCGCGGUCAGUAGCGCAUACAGCCUGUUUCGUCAGAAAACUCUUCAAGUUCAGGGAAGUUUGGAAGAAUUGGGGGAAAAUACCAUACAGCGAUUGAAACGACGGAGUCAAUCGGCUCAGGGAUCAAUCGAAACAACGGAUGUAGCCGAUGCAGGAGCUUCAACAAAUUCUUCUCCACGACUCAAACAUCCCUAUCGAUUUUUAGUAGCCCCACUUGAAGUGGCUGUUGAUGCACUAAAUAUCGACCAGAGUGAUGAUGAAGUUUAUAGAAGUAAACAUAGAGAGUCUUCCCUGAGCAUUUCGUCGAGAACCUCGGGCCAGCCAAUGUCAAAGAAUUUGAGUGAGUUUGGUCCUCAUGAAAGUUUGGACGUUGAAACAUAUAGUCUUAUUUCAGAAGUUUCUGGACAAUGGUCUGGUUUGGUCCUAGAUCCUACGUUAGAUCCGGAAGAGGACUUGUGCUCGACGGUGCUCAGCAUUUAUCUCGUGCUACUUUGGCGUGGCAUUCCGGGCUGCUCGAAAGAUGAUUGGCGUGAAAGAAGCCAGAUUCUGAGUUGCAUCAAUCUUCUCGGUCUCAACAACGAGCUAUAUCGUUCCCAUUUGGAGAUUAAACGUCGAUUAAUCGAAAUAAUUCUGCAAGUUGCCUCCAACGAAUUGAAACAGCUGCCAGCCAAUGCCGCUUCUAGAAGCAAUGUCUUGGUUAAUUGUCAGUACGCAAUACGCUGGGUGUACGAUUUAGUCGUACUAGAUCCCCACGAGGACGAAGCUAAAAAGAUGUCAUUGAAACUGCUGGAAUUAACUUUAGCUAUAUUCGACAUCAUGGAUGUUUUUAGAGAAGAAGAUUUUGCAGCCAAAAAAUCAACAGAGAUGUAUCACAUCGCUCUUGGGCUACUCCUUCGGUUUGCGUCCAGUUCGAGUUCCGAAUUGUGUGCCAUCGCCUCUGCCCGGCUUCAUGCUCUCAUUCAAUUCAGAGGUCAUCCUGAAGCCAUCGAAGUUGCGUACCUCAUCUUUAAUAUCAAUUCAAGUCUUUUGGCCGUUCAAGGAAGUGAAGAUGAUGCUGACCGUUACUCCUGCUUAAUACCAAUCAUGAAAGCCGCCCUGGAAAAAGGCGGAUCAGAAUUGGAAUUUGAGUCGCCAUGUUUAACGCUUACUGCAAACCUAUUCGAUGAAUUUCGAAAAGUCAGCCAAGGAGAUGCCUGGAAAUCUUGGAUCGACGAUAAGAUCCGUCCGAAAAGCGACCUGUUUCGCACCCUUCACCUUCAAGCCUUGCCUGAAAUCAUGAACCGAAGUUGGGCCGAGAGCGACGAGUCGGCUAUGUUAGCUGUACAUCGUCGAUAUCGAGAAGUCAACGAAUCGAAAAUCAAAUUUCAGAUGCAAAUUUUGGACGCAUUCCGGAGCAAACAGUCGGAAGAACACGUGCGAUUCAAUGCUCUCUUGAGUCAUCAACGCGGUCACGCUUUAGUUAUUCGAAAGAAAUGGCGACAAUUGAAGCAAUUCCUUAUCGGUCCGCGUGGCUCCUGGGCUCAACGAGUCGAUUCAGAGAAAAGAUGGAAGUUGUCGCUGUGUGAAAAUCGUUCGCGAAUGCGCCUCAAACUUAUACCCAACCAACAUUUUGAUCCUCAUAUCCAAGCGAGCCGUUUAAGGGACAACGCAGCUUUCAAAAAAGGCCGUCAGAACCCAGGAAUCCAGGUGGAUGUCCACAGUCCAGAUUCGCUCAAUUGCUUGUUGCCUAGCAAGGUGGCCAAUCAAGCACUGAAGCGAGCAUUCAACGCUCAAGAGCCGGAGGACAGUCUAACUGAAGAAGAUUUGGCUUUAGCUGCUUCCUUAGAGAAAGAAGAAUUGAACGAAGGAAAGGAGAAAGUGACAACUAGUGAAGAUUGCGAACUAGUGACACUUAUGUCCGUUAUCAAAGGCCGUUUAGAGAUAUCACGUGGUUGGAUUUGCUUCUGGGAUGCUGGCCUCGGCUGCGAAUCAGCGGAUAGAGAACGAGUUGAUUUCAAAUUCGCUCUUAGUCAAUUGCAAGAAGUCCAUUUGCGACGGUACAAUCUACGUCGCAGCGCCCUUGAAUUUUUCCUUAUAGACCACACGACUUACUUUGUCAAUUUCAACACUAAGACACGUAACAGAAUUUACAGCAGGAUUCUGAGUUUGCGUCCGCCUAAUUUGCUCUACUACAGUAGUCGUUCUCCAGCUGAUGUCCUUCGGUCGUCGGGACUCACUCAGAGAUGGGUCCAACGUGAAAUAUCUAACUUCGACUAUCUGAUGCAGUUAAACACCAUCGCUGGUCGGACCUACAAUGAUCUGUCGCAAUAUCCCGUUUUCCCGUGGAUCUUGGCCGAUUAUCAAUCUGAAACUCUUGAUUUAACGAAACCAACUACUUUUCGGGACCUUUCACGGCCCAUUGGUGUCGUGAAUCCGAAAAAUGCCAAAGAAGUUCGUGCCAAAUACGAUCAGUUUGAAGAUCCAUCAGGUAUAAUUGCCAAAUUUCAUUACGGCACACAUUACUCUAACGCGGCUGGUGUACUGCAUUACUUAGUUCGAAUGGAACCUUUUACUUCGCUGCACAUUGAAUUGCAGAGUGGCAGGUUUGAUGUAGCUGAUAGACAGUUCCAUUCUCUCAACUCGACGUGGCGGUUGCUCAUGGAUAACCCAAACGACGUGAAGGAACUGAUUCCCGAAUUCUUUUGCCAACCUGAAUUCUUGAUUAACAUGAACCGGUUAGACCUUGGAAUAUUGCAAGCAACUAAGCAACCAGUUGAUCACGUGGAGCUUCCACCUUGGGCCAAAUCUCCACACGAUUUUAUCGAUCACCACCGAAAAGCACUGGAAUCAGAUUAUAUUUCUGCGCACUUGCACGAGUGGAUUGAUCUCAUAUUCGGUUACAAACAAAGAGGCCCCGCUGCUGUAGAAGCUCUCAAUGUCUUUUAUUAUUGCAGCUAUGAAGGUGCAGUGGAUCUGGAUGCCAUCUCAGAUCCAGUUGAACGCCAAGCAGUUGAGGGCAUGAUAAAUCACUUUGGCCAAACGCCGUGUCAGCUGUUUAAAGAGCCUCAUCCGAUUCGGCUCAGUCAAUCUGAAGCAUUAGCCAAAUCGAAGUACCCUCCUUCGAUGGAACUUUUCUUUGACGGAUUGUCGUGCGUUCACAUUGCCGAUUUGACUGUUGAACCACGAGAUUCUAUCGUUUAUCUGAGCAUACCCAAUUCCGAUAUCGAUUCGACUCGCAGUCGCGGUUACGGCUCUCAAACGGCUACCAUUCCGGACGUGUUGGUCAGCGUCAGUCGAUCCGGUUGCAUUGGUCUUCAUGCCUGGGCUUCUCAUGACAAGAUGCUGCCCUACGGCUUUUCUCUGGAACGCGAUCCAACACUGAGCAACCCCAGAAAUCGAAGGAGAAUCAGUGAAUCAUUUCAUCCAAGCGUGAAGCUGAACAGUCGUUUAAUUAGCGUUUCGUCCGAUUGCAAAGUGUAUGUCGGUGGUCAAUUGGACAACAGCAUCAAAGUUUACGCCCUUCCACGACUGAGGCUGCUCAAUUCAGUCACUCAACACAUCGACAUUGUUACGUGUUUGGCCCUGGACGAGAGUGGAUCGCAAUUGAUCACAGGUUCACGUGAUACCACUUGCAUUGUUUGGGAUCUAUCGUCCUCUGUGCUCAAAUCCGUCCAGGUCCUUUAUGGACAUGACAAGACUGUCACCUGUGUUGGUUUGUCCACAUCCUUGGACAUGGCUGUUAGUGGAUCACUAGAUGGAACGGUCAACGUGCACACAAUUAAAGAGGGUCAAUACAUCCGCACGCUUCACGCUUCCGGCCGGACAGAUAUUGAACGGAUCAUCAUUACUCAGCUGUGGCUAUCAGACCGAGGUGAUGUAGUCUUUUCUGCCGAAGAGAAAGACAAUUUUUCAAUCCAAUCGUAUUCGAUCAAUGGCGAAAGAUGUGGCCUAUCGUACAGCCCUUUCGCAUUUACUGCCCUCUCUUCGGCCAGCGAUGGCUACCUCGCUUGUGGCGAUUCUAAUGGUAAUGUGACUAUAAGACGAAUUAUAAGCUUGGUUCCCGUGUUUGACAUUCCAAUGCAAAGCCCGAUUGAAGAUCUAGUGAUGGCUCCUCGCAAUACGCAACUUUUAGUAGCUCUACGAGAUGGCAAAGUAGUUAUUGUUGCGCCCAACAUUCCGCAAUAGACCACGGAUAGUUUAGAUCCACUGGGUUUGAGUCAAUUGAAAGUCAAGAGUUCGCCUAGUGAUAAAAAACUUAGUGUUUUUCGCGUUACCAAUAUGUUGUGGAAAACUUCCAUCUUGAGGAAUGAAUUCUUAACGAAGUAAUAAGUAUAGACGAAGUCUUCUCUUGCGAUUGUAUAAUUUUCAAUGUUUUACGUCGACUUAUCUGUCUUUUUUUUUGUCAUUGAUGCAGUGAUUGUUGUGAUGCUAUAAGGUCUACACAACAAUCGUAAUGAAUUUUUAUUUGGGUAUCGUUUAUCCGUUUGAAUUCGCGAAUGAUUGUAAGCGAAUACAAUAUAUUUUAUAAUUCA